AUUCGAUCUCUAAACUUCCUGAUUUUACGUGUCACACAAAAUAACAUUUCUCUUCUUCUUAAAAAAAAAAUGGCGACAAUAACGACGCCGGCGACCAACUUUUCAAGAUUGUUACCUCGCGCCGGUCUUUUUCUCGGAGUUGAGUCGUCCGCCGUUCUUGGGUUGCCAAGAAUGGUGACAAGGGGGAAGCUUAGGUGUAGCCUGCAGGAGAAGCCAUCCGCCGCGAGCGGCACAGGCUCAAAUGCUAGCAUGGUUGCAUCAUUGGCAGCAGCUGCAGCAUCAUGGGCUGUGACCACAAGCGCUACAGGGCCAGCCAUGGCUUUGGUGGAUGAGAGGCUGAGCACAGAAGGAACAGGGCUUCCCUUUGGUUUGAGCAACAAUCUUCUUGGGUGGAUACUUUUUGGUGUGUUUGGUCUGAUUUGGGCUCUCUAUUUCAUUUACGCUUCAAGCUUAGAAGAGGAUGAGGAUUCUGGGUUGUCCCUCUAAGCCUAAGCGAACCCCAAUGUGAAUUCAGCAGGAGAAAACUUUUGUGUAAAUGAUAAUUUGCUAUUCAUGUAAUUGCUUAUAAUUAAACUGCAACUUUUGCUUC
Molecule: messenger RNA, 589 nt
Organism: Alnus glutinosa
Lineage: Eukaryota; Viridiplantae; Streptophyta; Magnoliopsida; Fagales; Betulaceae
Product: photosystem II reaction center W protein, chloroplastic-like
Exons: 2
Coding region: 70-486 (138 amino acids)
Biological process (GO): photosynthesis
Cellular component (GO): photosystem II; chloroplast
Source: RefSeq, a predicted model, not a curated record